Tribolium castaneum (red flour beetle) is the source of this 557-nucleotide messenger RNA. RefSeq names its product general odorant-binding protein 19d. Gene Ontology annotation, molecular function: odorant binding. The record is from RefSeq and is a predicted model, not a curated record. The transcript has 2 exons. Bases 77 to 520 code for a protein of 147 amino acids. NCBI's taxonomy places the organism in Eukaryota, Metazoa, Arthropoda, Insecta, Coleoptera, Tenebrionidae.
AGGAUUAUUUAUAUAAAACUGACACACUUUUUAUUCAUUCUUGUCACGCCACGUAUGACAGAAAUUUAUUCGCAACAUGAACUGUUUCGUUAUUUUUGCCCUUUCGCUGUCAGCGACAGUUUUCGGUCAGUCCUUGAGCGAAGAUGAAAUGAGGGAGAACGCGCGAAAACUAAUGACGAGCUGUAAGGACAAGGUUGGAGCUUCUGAUGCAGAUGUGGAGGCGCUCAAAAUGCACCAAAUGCCCGAGUCUCGUGAAGGCUUCUGCAUGCUUGAAUGUGUCUUUGACAGCGCAAAAAUAAUGCAAGACGGAAAAUUUAGCAAAAGCGGAAUGAUCGAAGGCUUCAAACCACUUAUAGGCGAUGACAAGGCAAAACUGGAAAGUCUCGAAAAACUAUCGGCCACGUGUGAAAGUGAAUUGGGAGACGGCGAAGACAAAUGUGAAACUGCCAAACGCUUGGUCGAAUGUGUGAUCAAAAAUGGAAAAACGCACGGGUUCGAAGUGCCCCCGCCUCGUGAAUAAAAUAAUAAUAAUUGUUGAAAUAAAGUGCUGGAAAGAU